GCGGGUCGCUUUCCCAAGAUGGCGUACGUGCUGAGGGCGGCGGCUGCGGAAGCCCCAGGACUUUUUUCCAGACUCCAAAGUUCAGUUCCAACACUAAGAGCUUUUUUCACGUCACAACCCUUGCAUCAAGUGGCAGAUCCUCUGUGGAACUUGGGUAGACUCAAUCAUGUAGCCAUAGCAGUGCCAGAUUUGGAAAAGGCUGCAACAUUUUAUAGGAAUGUACUGGGGGCCCAGGUAAGUGAGGCGGUCCCUCUUCCUGACCAUGGAGUAUCUGUUAUUUUUGUCAACCUGGGAAACACCAAGAUCGAAUUGCUUCAUCCAUUGGGAAGUGACAGUCCAAUUGCUGGUUUUCUGCAGAAAAACAAGACUGGAGGAAUGCAUCAUAUCUGCAUUGAGGUGGAUAAUAUAAAUGCAGCUGCGAUGGAUUUGAAAAAAAAGAACAUCCGUAGCCUAAGUGAAGAGGCCAAAAUAGGAGCACAUGGAAAACCAGUGAUUUUUCUCCAUCCUAAAGACUGUGGGGGAGUCCUUGUGGAACUGGAACAAGCUUGAUUUAUAUUUGCAAGAAACUAAGUUAAUUGACCUGAAAAAGCCUAUCAAACACUAUCAAAAUGUACUGUAGCCUGAGUCCUUCACUGCUUUCAUCACUUAAAAGUGAUUUGGAGAAAACCUUGAUUACGAAAUACUUAGAGAACAUGGUUAAAAUCAUAUUCAUAGAAAUAAAUUAUCCCUAUUCUAAAA
Propithecus coquereli (Coquerel's sifaka) is the source of this 738-nucleotide messenger RNA. RefSeq names its product methylmalonyl CoA epimerase (gene MCEE). Gene Ontology annotation, molecular function: methylmalonyl-CoA epimerase activity. NCBI's taxonomy places the organism in Eukaryota, Metazoa, Chordata, Mammalia, Primates, Indriidae. Gene Ontology annotation, biological process: L-methylmalonyl-CoA metabolic process. The transcript has 3 exons. Gene Ontology annotation, cellular component: mitochondrion. The coding region runs from base 19 to 549 and encodes 176 amino acids. The record is from RefSeq and is a predicted model, not a curated record.